Daphnia pulicaria is the source of this 1173-nucleotide messenger RNA. RefSeq lists its product as uncharacterized. The coding region runs from base 307 to 819 and encodes 170 amino acids. The transcript is spliced from 3 exons. The record is from RefSeq and is a predicted model, not a curated record. Lineage: Eukaryota; Metazoa; Arthropoda; Branchiopoda; Diplostraca; Daphniidae.
ACCGACUGGAGCGCAGUCACAGGGCUGACGGCAGUCGAGCAAGUUUACGCCGUGUAACUGGUUGCGUUAACUUGGUGUACACACAAUAAGGGGCAUGGCACCAGCACAGCUGUUUUCCAAAAACAUUUUGUGAAGUCCGAACCAAAAGUGAAAGUUUUUCUUCGUUCGCCGUGUAGCGGCUUAUUUAGCCGACAACCAGAGUGUGUAGUUAAAUCGAACAUAUAGCAGUAACGUUUUUAAUCCAGUAAUUUUCUCAUUUCUGUCAAGGGUUAAGCUUUGCUUUUCAACAAGGCUUUCAAACUGGAGAUGAAUGGAGCUCUUCGAUUCUUUGCCAUUGCUUUUUUACUGGCACUUUGCUACCAUUGGCUUGGUGAUGAUGACUGGACAGAUAUGGAAGAGGAUACCGAUGAGACCCAGGAAGAUUUAAUCAACAAGUUCUCUCAGAGUUUUCAUCGAAAAUCAGGGGAUCAGGUUGUGAAAGGAGAAAAUGGCAAAUUUAAGGCAGAUCUUGAAGAGUUACACUCCAGGCAAAUCUUGAUUGAAGAGAUCCGUCACUCAUGUCUUCCCAGAUUGGUGUGUGAGUUAUUUGCCAUGGAAGAUAAAUCCUCUUUGACUGAUUCUGAGCUGUCCUUGAUGUCACUGAUAAGUCAAACCAGCCUUGGAACAAGAGCAAGUUCAACAUCCAACUACCAUUUUGCUGCCCAUAUGGGCCAGCUUCUGGUUGGAAUUGAUGGAAAUAGUUGUCAACAUUUUUACCCUACCUGUCCAAUAUCAGGACAGCAAGCUUUAGCAUUGGCUAGAAAGAUCAAAGUUCGUUAGAUUGUAAACAAAGCUGACUAUUGGAUAUUUAGUACCUCAUGAACGAGACUACGCACGAACUCGUAUUUAUAUAACAAAUAGUGAAAUGUGUUAUUAUAAUAUGUGGUAAUUUCACUUAUCUCCGCGCCAACUUCUUGCGCUUCUUUCCGUCCGUUUCAAUUCAUGGCUGGCGUGUGAGUUUGUGUAUCAAAUAUCCAUUUGCAAACUCAUGUCUAGUCAGUUGUUCUAAACUAUGAUUAUGGUUGAAAAAAAAAUUAAAAGAAAAAUCCUUUAUUUUGGUUGAGGAACUAGAGGUGUGUUCUCUUUUGCUUUACAUUGUAGAGAUUACUGCUGUGAAUAGGGAAAUGUUUUGGA